GACUUUAAAUAUGAGUUCUUAAUAUUUAUAACUUCUAAAACUAAGACAUGUCGGCCUCAGAUCAACCCGACCUUUUAUUCUUUGAUACUUUUUCACAUGAUACCAGCGAGGAGCUGAAUUUGGAUCUCGUGCAGUUUCCAAAGUCUGUUUUUGUGAGAGAAAUCCGUAUAAUACCGUUGGGUGCACGAGUUGAAGGCGAUUUCCCGGGCGGUGUCCGCCUCGGAGCCACCAAUCCUACGAAGUUUCAUAUAGAUUUCUUCGUAAAUGACUUGAGUAAACCUGGAGCGACAACAUUCGAAGCUCUGGGCAGUAUAGAUUACUGUCAGAAUGGUCAGAUUCACAUGGAAUGUGGGAAUGAUCAUGAGCAAUCACGGAUACCGACAGAUGGGCUGGUGCUUAGAGGGUGGUACACCACUAUCACUUUGGCUGUCUAUGGGAACUUAACCCAAAACAUACCAGAACCACCAAUUGGUUCAAACCCUCCCCCUAACAUACAAAGACCAUCAAUAGCUCGGGAGGUUACAUCGGUACCAACAGCAAACCUCCAACAACAGGUUGAUUGGAAUCAGGAGACUUCCAAUCCAAUCCCAUCUUAUACCAGCAAUGUUGCAGCAAGCAACCCUGACUCUUAUGGUCCAAAUAAUUAUCCUCAAGAUAAUUAUGAUAAUCAGAUGUACAGGAAUGAUUAUUAUGAUAAUGAACCUCCAAAAGAUCCAAGGUCAUAUCACCAUAUCGAUGAUAAUGAGUGGGAAAAAGGUGGUGUGGAUGUUAGCUGCGAAAGAGAGAGCGAUCGGUUAAGACAUAGUCCCCGCUCAAUUGAGCUAGACAGGGAUAGGGAUAGAAGGGAUGGGAGAAGUCGUAGACGGUCUCUUGACCGUGGGCGUAGUCGCGAGUCUUCGAGACACCGUGAUCGCAGCAGAGAACUGGACAGAAUGGAGCGCAUACAUUCCAGAUCUCGAAGUAGGGAUAGAGAGUUUGUAGUCAAAGGAGAAUACCAUGGGCUUAGUCGGUCAAGAUCACGUAGCAUUGAUAGGGAUAGAAUGAGAGGAAUGUCUGCAGAUCGUGAUUGGGACAGAGGUUCGUAUAAGAAGGAUGACUAUAGGCGUCAUCGAGAUAUUUCCUAUGACCGAUCACGUGGUGCGUCUUACGAGAAAGAUUCCGCAUCCUAUGAACGCAGAUCACCAUAUGACAAGAGAGCACCAUCUUAUGAAAGAAAAAUACCUUACGAAAAACGUGCUCCGUCUUAUGAGAAGCGAGUGUCACCCUAUGAUAAGCGCGGGUCCUCUUACGAACGACGAGCACCUUCCUAUGAGAAACAAACAUCCUACGAUCGGAAAAGACAUUCCCCUUAUGGUAGGAUGAGGGGUUCUAGUUAUGGUAGUGGAUCGCCAAGUCGUGACGAUAUCCGGAAAAAGCCUCGAACUCCCCCUGGAGAGAGUAGCCGACGACCUAUAUCUCCCAGAGGGGGUGAGGUGGCGAGUCCUAUAAACUCAAUCAGAUCAGAAGAUGGAGGCGACUAUGAUCGAGGCAGUAAGCAGAUACCUCGCGUGGAGUUCUACCAUGAAACUUUCAGACAUAAUAAUUCUAUUAGAAGUCCAUCACAAGAGGUGGAAAAUCCUCCUUAUGUUGAACAACAGCAUUCUAGUUUGGUAACUGUUCCAAUUCUGGAUACUCCAUCUAUUGCCAAGACAAUUAAAUCACCAAUCCGCAAUCUCGAUGAAGAUAGGUCUAUGGAUGCAGAGCAAUUUGAACCGAUUCUUUCUGAUGAAGAAAUUUGCGAUGAUCCCGAAAUACCGUAUAUAGAAGAUUUGUACGAUCCAAAUGACUACUGUGGUACUGAUGACAUAAUUAAAUAUUACAACCCAUUCAAGGACGAGUGGAAUAAAUAUGAAUACAUAAAUAAACUUCAGUUGCUUGCAGUUAAAAAGAAUGAAGACAGCAAAGAUGUUCUUAAUGCAACUUUCAGUGAUCUGUGUGAUGCUAACUCCGAUUUAUUCAAGAUAUCGGAUAUAACCAAAGCAGCUAAAAGGAGGGAGCAGAAAUUUUUCUCGAACACAUUUACAGAGAUUGAUAACACGUCUAGGGAAGAGUGGGUGCACCAAUGCGAGAAAUUGUUGGUACCUCUAACAAAUCUAUGCAGAAACACUGAUAUUGUUCUACGAAUUUUUCAGUAUAGUAAUAAAGUAGAUGACGAUGACUUCGUUGAUAUUUAUAAUUUGUUGAUCACAUUCUGUAAAAUUGGUUUGAAUUUUGAUUUAGCUUUGGCCCAACAACAGCCUACAUACAAAAUAAGACAUAUGAAAUGUGGUAUUCGUUUAGCUGAAGCAUUGUUGAACCAUAAACAUAAUGGACAAGUUAUGAAUGUCCUGUUAAACAUGGGCAUAGACAUGCCAAUGCUCUUGUUUGAUAUAUAUUCAAAAGAAUAUAUGGCUUUAAGUAUAAGACUCAUGAUUCUAAAAGCACUAAAUGCUUGCUUGUCAUCAAAGGUCUCGGUUGAUCAUUUCAUGCAGAAAGUUAUUUUUCCUAAAUUCAAUAAGAAUGAUAGUGAAAAUUAUAAUAAACCGAAAAACGGAUACCAAGCUCUUAUUUCUAUAAUGCAGGGCAAUCCUUUAGCACGAAUCAAAUUUUCAGUCAGUGCAUUAAUUAAAAAACUUAAUAUGUACGAGUUACUGGGUAAACUCCAUGAUUUAGUUCUGAAUUUUAAUAAGAAAGCCGCUGAAAGUAAUCAAAACGAAGAUGCAGAACUUACAGAAAAUGACACUGAAUUUAUUAUCAACUCGCUCGAAGAAAUUCUUUACAUGUAUCGCACCCAAUGCUUCCAUCUUUCCCAGCCUAAGCGGUUCCUUCCAGCUUCAGCACAAUUCGAUAUUAAUAAAGAAUGUUCUAAUGAGAUUCUACUCGAGUUUUUCAACAUUCACCACAUAUUGGAGGUAUGUCUCUAUUUACUGACUUGUCCAACAACAUGCAACAACUUAGUGAUUACAAGUCCCAUCCAUGACUUGAUAUAUGAAUUAGUUAACUCUCAGAAUGGUCUCAACUUUUUGUAUCAAAAUAUUCAUAUGAGCGAGCUUCUCUUUAAAACGUUAACGCAACCGUACUGCCAACAAAAUGCCGAUGAGUUUAUCUAUCCACAUGAUCUAAGCAAUUAUAGUGAUUUACAAAUAUUAGGUCUAGAAAUGGCGUACAGGUUAAAGGCUUUGUAUUAUUUGCAAUCCAUCAGUGACCUGCAAGCUGGAAAAUCAGAUGAGAAUGAAUUAAUAGAUAGAUUGCAAUCUUUAUACUGUCUAAGCUUUGGAAGCAUUGGAAAGACUGCUGUACCUGACGUUAUCGUCAUGGAGGAUAAUGCUGAAUGUCUUAUGGAGGUAUUUGAAAAUGAUUUGAAGGCAAAAAAUAAAAAUGAAUCACAACUGAAACAAAAAUCUCCUGCUAAAGGUUAUGCUAUUGAACUUAUCGUAUCAGUGGUACGCUUCUCAGCAAAUGUUCCAUUCUUAAAGAAAUAUGGACAAAGACUCAUCAACGUAUCGAAAGAACACGAUAGAUUUGAGCCCAGUGUAUCGAGUGUUUUGCAGGAAGUGAUCCCUUAUUUGAAACCUGUAGAAAAACAGAGUCUUCUAUCGGGAGAUGACAUGGCUGAGUGUGUUGAGAUCUUGAAAGCUAGUUUGGAACAUUCGCCAGACUUGCCUGGUGAACUCAUGACUUGUUUGAGGAUCCUACGUCAUUUUUGUAUAUCGGAUUAUGAUACUAAUUUAUCAGUCAACUGUGAAUCUGCGACUGAAGAAUACGUUGAGCUUAAAUAUAAGUAUAAUGUUCUACAACUAUUUUCAUUCGACGGCGUUAUUCAUUUAGCUGGGAUAUUAGACCGCUUAGCCAUACAUUUCGAGCAACCGAGCAUGCACACAUCAUUCUUUGUGUCUGCUAAAGGCUUGCAGUUAGCACAAAUAAUGCUUCCUUGUCUAAAACUUCUAGAUGAAAUGUUGGCUAGAGUAGUUCGCUGUCGUGGACCAAGAUUUCGAGAUCUUACUGCAGCACCAAUAUUAUUAAAGACAUACGGAAUCGCAAAAGCAUAUCCAGUUGGAUCAGUCGGGUACAGAACAGCGGCCAAGGCCGCUGAAGCUGCUGUUAAAGCAUUGCUUGCUUAUGCUCAACCUAUUGCAGAUGACGCUAAUGAUGGCGACUCCAUACGGCGAGGACCUUGGACGUCCCUUUGCUCUGAAGUAAUAUCAUAUACAAUGACUGCACCAUACACUUUCGGGCCUGGUCUUUUAGUCUUUUCCGAACUUUUGCCGUUACCCUUACCAAUGCAGUCAAAGACUCCUCCAACUGAAAGAGAGUUAGCUGAUGCGUCAAACGAAAGACGUCUAUGGUCGGCACACUUGCACGCUUUGGGGAACGAUUUAAUAGAUAUGAUCCAGAUAAUAUGCAUGUCAACGUAUAGACCAGUUGUUCAUAUGUUACGAAGAGUUUGCGUACAAAUAGCUGAUUUAGCACCGAAUACUGCUGCAAUUGUUGCUAGAGCUGCUGUUGGAGCUGUAGCAAGAGAAUUGAAAGCAGGAGAACCUGCAACGCCCAGUUCAGCAAGGGUACUUGGAUUUCUAGCAUGUUUGGUUUCACACGCACCUGUGAAAUGUGCUGUGCUACAUACAAUGAACAGUGGUGGUACUCGAUCCACCGAUGUUUUAAAUGCUUUAUGUGGAGUCUUUAAUUUGGUUAAUGGAUUCAACGAACAAUCAGCUGCACAAGAGUUUGCUGCUCAUGCGUUAGUAGCCUUCUGUGAUGCGGAAAAUACCCUUACUCCUUUAAGUGCUGCUACUGACGUGCUACUUGCGAAUUCUUUGCCGAAUAAAGACGCUUUAGCAACACUGCUGGAUUCUACAGCAAAUUGCCUGGAGUCUACAAAUAAAACGUGCGCAGUAGCUUCUUCUGUAUUACGUGCUUACUUUGUGCUGACAGAACAUGAGUAUGGUUUUCAGCAGUUCCGAAAAUUUGUGACGAAAAGGAGAGAAUCUCUUGGAAACUAUAUAAAAUGGUGUCUGGAAGGUCCCGGGGAAGAUAGAGCAGAAUGUUUAAGCUUGUACCUAGAGUUGAUCAGGAUUUUGAAGGUGGAGGAAGGUGAAGGUCCUGUGGGAAGAAAGUCGACACUGACAAUAAACGAGAUCGCCGAUAUGGUGGGAUAUUCACUGUCAGAAGAAAAUAAUUCAAUCAUGAACUUAGAGAAGACGUUAAGGGAUAGAAAUUCCGACGAAGACGCUCUAGCGAACGCAAACUUUCUUACGUCUCACCUUCAAAAAUUAAGAGUGACCGAGGAGCCAGGUACUCCUCCUACCGAUCCUGUGGAAGCCGUUUUACCGCCACCGGACACACUGGUAGCGCAAUUCGCAGCCAGGAUCAUAUAUACUACAGGGGAAGCGAAUCACGAGCGAUUGACGUCGAGCUAUUGGCUUAACGUGCCGUCGGCCGGCGGGGACGACGACGUCAAUGACAACGAAUUGGUGUCGUGCGACAUCAUGGAGCUGGCGUCGUCGUACCUGUCGGGCGGAGGCGGGCCCGGCGCGGCCGGCGGGGCGGAGGCCCUCGCGGGGGCCGUGCGGCGCCUCGCGGGCUGCAUGCACCGCGCGCAGCCCGCCGCCAGCGACGACCGCCGCCCGCCCGGCGCAGUGGCGGUGUCCCGAAUGCGCGGUGAGGGCGGCGCGGAUGCGUUCCGUUCUCGUCCUCCGAACACGUCGCGUCCGCCGUCGCUGCACGUGGACGACUUCACGGCGCUGCAUCACCACCACCCGCACCAACACCAGCAGUACGCCGCGCCCGCAGCCACCGUCGUCGCCAGGGGACCCCGUCGCGGCGGUGCGGGUGCGGGGGGCGCGGGGGAGCGCGGCCGGUUCGUGUCUCCUGCGCCGCACUACAGACAUCUGCGAGGCCGGGGCGCGUGGGAGAUGGGUGGACAACAUUUCGGCCACUUCGCGCCAGCGUCCCAGUAUAUGAUGGGUGGAAUGGGAUGGGGAGGAGCGAGAAUGCAACGCGGCCCAAGACAUCGCAACUUCAUGCGAUAAUAAAUCAUAUAUUUCAUAAUAAUAAGGUCAUAUUUUGCGAAA
Messenger RNA from Achroia grisella, 6089 nucleotides. It is a transcript of the gene vir, whose product is annotated as protein virilizer. The record is from RefSeq and is a predicted model, not a curated record. Bases 48 to 6047 code for a protein of 1999 amino acids. The transcript is spliced from 9 exons. Gene Ontology annotation, molecular function: RNA binding. Gene Ontology annotation, cellular component: RNA N6-methyladenosine methyltransferase complex. NCBI's taxonomy places the organism in Eukaryota, Metazoa, Arthropoda, Insecta, Lepidoptera, Pyralidae.